AUGGUCACGGGCGGCCACAACAACGGCCGCGUGGGGACCAUCGUGUCCAAGGAGAAGCACCGCGGCGGCCACGACAUUGUGCACGUCGAGGACAGCGCCGGCAACAAGUUCGCCACGCGCGUGUCCAACGUGUUUGUCAUCGGCAAGGGCAACAAGCCCCUGGUGUCGCUGCCCAAGGCGCGCGGC
Molecule: messenger RNA, 186 nt
Organism: Monoraphidium neglectum
Lineage: Eukaryota; Viridiplantae; Chlorophyta; Chlorophyceae; Sphaeropleales; Selenastraceae
Exons: 1
Source: RefSeq, a predicted model, not a curated record